This is a messenger RNA of Trifolium pratense (red clover), 1815 nucleotides long. RefSeq lists its product as uncharacterized. The record is from RefSeq and is a predicted model, not a curated record. Bases 1118 to 1660 code for a protein of 180 amino acids. The transcript has 2 exons. NCBI's taxonomy places the organism in Eukaryota, Viridiplantae, Streptophyta, Magnoliopsida, Fabales, Fabaceae.
GCACUAUUUAUUUAAUAAAAUUAGGUUAGUAUUCUACUAUUUCUUUGCAUUUUUCGUAGUAUUAUUACUAUUAUUUUUAUGUAUUUCAGGAAUGUCCGGAAACUACCAAAUAAUUUAUAAGUUACAAAAUAAAUGCUAAUAAAGAAUUGGAUCGGAUCAGGAAGCAAAAAGGGAGGUGAAUGCCAAAACAAACAAGUGCCAAUUGGGCCACAAAAACCACAAUAUAGCAGCCCAAAUUGCAAGUGAUGGCAGCCACAUGUUUUAUUUCAAAGAAUGGGCACAUAAUGUGUAACAAUAUAUGGCGCACGCCAUAUAGAUCAUGGUGGCCACCACAUAACUUAUCCCCCAUUUUUGCGUACGCGACUUGCUAUUUAAUAGGAAGCAAUUAACAUGUGGCGAUCGCCACUCUUCCAAAGUGGGCCGAAUCACACGCGCAAUCUCAACGGAACAACAGGAAGAAAAUAUCUCCUUCUCGGUCUAUAAAUAGAAGACCCAUAUGUUGUUAUUUUUCACACACGCUUCAUUAUUAGAAUUUAAGAGCAGAUAGAAAAUAUUUUACUUUCCUGUUUUCCAUUCAGUUUAGCAUUCAAGUUUCUUCCGGUGACAUUGUUUUCAAUUCCAGUUUAUUAAGGUAGAAUGGCUGACCUUGCUUCCGAGCUAAUCAGGAUAGCUGCUGAGCAAAAGGGGGAGAAGGCAAAGAAAAAGGUGAAGAGGAGUAAGCCUGGGUCGAGCAGCGCCCUUCAUACCGAGCAGGCAGCUUAUGGGAGUGCCAAUCAGUCUUCGCCCGUGAUGAGCUCAGCGGGGACCCUGGGAAGUCGUACGAAGAGGCAAAGGGACGAGCAGAUGACGACCAUCGUCGAUUUGUCUGAGGGGGACGGUGGAUUUGUCCUCCCAACAUGCCUGAGCAAUAAGAACUUUUUUGACAACAACCCCCCCAGGUGCUUGUGUCGGAGAGGAAUUUUGUCCUGGGUACUUCUUCGGAUGCCCGGCAACAGCAGCUGACCCAAGACAUUGCUGCUGUCAUCUGGCUGGCGGAGACGACCUUGGUAUUAAAUGAGGGGGGCCCACUCAUGAAGCCAAGAAGUUAGCUGCUCGAAAUAGCAAGCUGGAGGGGCGUAUGGUGCAGAUAGAGAGUGAGCUGAUCGAUCUUCGGGGUAAGCAGGAGAACUAUGGUAACCUGUUGGAAGAAGCCCGGCUUACUCGUGAAGACUUGGAAAAAACUAAGAAGGAGCUCGAAGAGUUGAAAACCCAUGGUGCUGAGGAGAAGAAGAAACUGGAGGAGGUGAUAGCCGACCUGCAGUCCAAGCUUGCUCCUGCUGCUGAUGAGGCAGUUGAAACCUCCAGGCUUACCAGUCGAGCAGACCUGGUCAAGGAAAUUAAGAGGCUCGGGGGCCAGAUGUUGGCGAGCAUGGUAUAUGGGUGGAAGAAUGCGGUGGCUCAGCUGAAGAUUGUGAAUUCCGAGCACGGGUUGAAUACCGAGGGAAUUCACAGGCUGAAAAGGGUUGAGAAUGGCCAGAUUGUUUUUCCAGAGAAGUAUAAGCAAAUGACCUUGGAGGAGGAAGGUGAGGAUGAUGACGAGGAGGAGGAUGCUGAGGAGGAUGCUGUCAAGGAGGAGAAGGGUCCUGACAGGGACAAAGAAGGUCAUGAUGAGAGCCACUGAGCCUCCUCGACAAGCUGUUUAGGACUGCGCGCCAUUAACUUUGUAUUUGUUUGUUUUAUUUUAUAACGAUUUUUGGGGGCCUGCGUGCCCGGUUUUGUAAUAUUCGAACAAGUGGGUUUUUGUCCCCGUAUUUAUUUAUGACAAUGUUGGGCAUC